AUGGUUGCCAUUCGCUUCCUGACCGGCUGCCUCGCACUCGCACUCGCAUUCGCAGUUCACGGCACCCGCGCCUGUGCACUUGAAUCCCGUCAAGACAGCCCUGACUUCUUGACCGUCGGUGAUGAUGGUCCCGCGGACGCAGAAACCCUUGGGUUCAAUAUCAACCACCUUUCCCUCAUCGUACGCAACCUCACGGCCAGCCAAGAUUUCUACAGCAAGGUUCUCGGCAUGCGCCACAUCUUCACCGCAGAGCUGACUCCCUCUUACUAUGUCGCCUACAUGGGCCAUGCACACGGCGGAAAGAAUGGCACCGGCUAUCAAACGGGCCAGGAAUUGCUGAGAGAGAAGAACAACGCCGCGGGACUCAUUGAGUUCCAGUACUUCAAGAACUCCGAGGACGAAGGCAUGACAGCUACUACGCAGCGACCCAAUACCUUUAGUCACAUUGGACUGGUCGUGCCCAGCCUCGAGAAAGCUCAAGCGCGGAUGGAAAAGUUGGGCGUCAAGAUCAUCAAGCGCAUCGGUCAGAGCGCCGAGGGUAUCAAGCCGGUCGAGAAUGCCCUCGGGGUUGGCGAGUUUGCAACCAAGAAUCAGACCGAGCGCGAUCUGCUCGUGAAGGGCCAGGAACUGGUUGGAUUUGCUCAGUUGUUGGUUGUAGAAGACCCUGAUGGAAACAUGAUUGAGAUUCAGCAGCUGGUGCCGCCGCCAGGUGUUGCGUGA
Capronia epimyces CBS 606.96 is the source of this 720-nucleotide messenger RNA. RefSeq lists its product as uncharacterized. Bases 1 to 720 code for a protein of 239 amino acids. The transcript has a single exon. Lineage: Eukaryota; Fungi; Ascomycota; Eurotiomycetes; Chaetothyriales; Herpotrichiellaceae. The record is from RefSeq and is a predicted model, not a curated record.